GGUAACUCUCGAUUCUCCACCCAAGCAGAAGAUUUCAAGUAGGCAGACAAUGAACAUUGACAACUAGACAAAUUCAGUUUGAAAAGAUCAAUCAUAAUUUAAUCUGCUGCUUCUACAUAUUUUUAUUUAAAUUAAUCUCAGCCGGCUAGGGAACUUGCUUUAUCACCCAUUUCUUUAUCACUUUAGAUCAUAGUACGCAUAGCUUACCGUACGCUGUCAUACAUUUUUCAAUCCUCAAAGAAACCACUUUAAAAAUGAUGCCGUAUAUUUUGCGUAUUUUGCACUGUUCUGGAACGCCACAGGAUGUCCCUACUAUUGCGAGGAAGUUGCGAGAGUUUAACAUAACAGAACAGGUAACAAAUGAGGAACUCGAAACCUCUAUCAAGGAGUCACUAGAACGAGCCAUGAGCAUGGGACUUGUCCGGCAAAAUGCUGAAACCAAUACGUACAAACUUACCUUCAAGUGGUUUUUGCCCGAAUCACAAUCCUUCCAGCGCGAACUGUAUGAGGUUGUACAAAACAUGCCGGAAGCUCUGAAUGAUUCAUUGGUUAGUUCAUCAGAAGAAUUUGCUGCCACUUCCCAUAUGCAAUUGGGCUGUAUGGGACCGGGUAUGCGACAACGGCGCAGUCCUGCCCAAAUACGAGCUAUUGAAAUAUAUAAAAGGAUGCGUGAGCAACGCGAACGGGAAGAACGCGAAGCAGCAGCACGUGCCAGAAAACGGCGUAAUUCUAGGUCUCAGUCCCGAUCACGAUCACGCACACGUCGUUCUAGUUCGAACAGAACGCGUCUACGAUCAAAGCGUAAUCGGUCGUCGACGCGUUCAAGAUCACGUUCGACUCGUCGUGCUCGCAGCACUAGCCGGUCCCGACGACGUUAAAAAUAGUGAUGAACCAUUGGUUUUUUUAUCCGAUAUAAAUUUGCUUUAAGCCAAAAUUCUUGUUUAUAAACCGGUAAUGAUUUUUGCAACCUGUUUAGUACUAAAACUUAAGUUGAUUUUUUUUUCACUCACCUGCAGCAUGUUGAGCAACACGUUGAUGUGAUCAAUACGGGCCGGAAGGGUCGGAAUGGUCAGGAUCGUGUCGUCCAACUUACUCUUCACAAGCAUAUUGUUCACUGCUAGUGUUGGGUCAAGUAGCUCUUUUGCAAGAGCGGAGCGCACCGCUCUCGCUCUGUAAAAUGUGCGGUGCGCUUGAGGUAGCUCCACACAGGAGCGAUUGUGCGAUGCGCUCCCGCGAGCGAUGUUUC
Molecule: messenger RNA, 1246 nt
Organism: Anopheles funestus (African malaria mosquito)
Lineage: Eukaryota; Metazoa; Arthropoda; Insecta; Diptera; Culicidae
Product: testis-specific H1 histone-like
Exons: 2
Coding region: 255-878 (207 amino acids)
Source: RefSeq, a predicted model, not a curated record